GGAAAUGGUAUAGCAUAAUGAACAGUAACAUGAAAUAAUUACAUUUAUAAAGAGUGAAAUGAGUUAUAAUAGUAAUAAAAGUGAAUGCAACAACUGUUGUGCAUCAUAUUGAAUUGUUAUUUCGAAGUGGGAGUAGGUAAACCGUAAGGAGUGCAACAGUCAGUAGCAAAUGGCGAAUUUCUUUGACAAUUUAAGGUCAACAAUGAGGGGCAUGUCACCAUCAGAGGUUGCAGAAUGCUACACUAAAUGGACGGAAAAUGGGCAGUAUGACAAGGACAUGGAAGCACGCAAUUUUUCUGCACCAUCAAUUUUAGCUGACGAAGUGGCCAAAUGUUUCCCGGUGACUAGAGAUAAAAUUAAGAUAAUGGACAUUGCCUGUGGAACCGGUCUUGUUGGAGAAAAGCUAGCAGCGUAUGGCUUUACAGAUAUUGAUGGUCUUGACCCAUCUGAAGGAAUGUUAAAUCAAUGUAAGGAAAGGCGUCACUACAAGAAGCUAUAUCAAGAAUUCUGUGGUGACAAUCAACUUCAUAUUGAUAAUGGUAAAUAUGACUGUUUGUUAGUGAGUGCUGGAAUUGGUGAGAACCAUAUACCUUGUUCAGGCCUAAUUGAGAUGAUUCGUAUAGUAAAAACAGGUGGUCUUAUUUUAAUUGCGACAAGAAAAGAGUUUAAAGAAUAUGUCGGAAAUGAUAUUGAUGAACUAGAUACCUUCAUAUCGGAAAUGGAGAGUGCAAACAAAGUAGAACUGAUUGAAAGACGGGAUUUUGCGGCUUACUCGGCGGAGAGAGACGGAAUUCUUUACAUACUGAAAAUAAAGUGACGACAUUGUAAUAUUUGCCCAUGCUGUACAAGUAUUCGGUACCUUUAUAUGAAAAGAUAUUAUUUUGUAAUCCCAAGUAUGUACAAAUUUAUUGCAUUGCUGCAAAGUAAUAAUAGAAAAUAGCUAUGUAAAUUAGAAGUUUAUUACAAAAAUACUAUGACUGUAAGAACUUCAGUAUUAAAUAAUGUUCAAUGAUAGAUCAAAAUCUUGAUUUUGCUUCUGAAUUAUGUUCAUCUUAACUUAACUUAGGCUUAAUAACAAUCAACGUAAGUUUCAUAACAAUUAUUGAUUUCUCUAUAUUAUUUGUAUUAUUGAUUUCUUUGUAUUUAUUGCACUGAAAUGUACAUUUUACUUGAAAAUUAUAAUGUAUAUGAUGAUGAACUAUG
Molecule: messenger RNA, 1203 nt
Organism: Ruditapes philippinarum (Manila clam)
Lineage: Eukaryota; Metazoa; Mollusca; Bivalvia; Venerida; Veneridae
Product: methyltransferase-like protein 27
Exons: 6
Coding region: 170-817 (215 amino acids)
Source: RefSeq, a predicted model, not a curated record